Chlamydomonas reinhardtii is the source of this 4079-nucleotide messenger RNA. RefSeq lists its product as uncharacterized. The transcript is spliced from 12 exons. Gene Ontology annotation, cellular component: Golgi membrane; endoplasmic reticulum-Golgi intermediate compartment; COPI vesicle coat. The coding region runs from base 127 to 2826 and encodes 899 amino acids. Gene Ontology annotation, molecular function: structural molecule activity. Gene Ontology annotation, biological process: endoplasmic reticulum to Golgi vesicle-mediated transport; intra-Golgi vesicle-mediated transport; protein secretion. NCBI's taxonomy places the organism in Eukaryota, Viridiplantae, Chlorophyta, Chlorophyceae, Chlamydomonadales, Chlamydomonadaceae. The record is from RefSeq and is a predicted model, not a curated record.
GUAGCUGCUGUUAGUUUAGGUGUUUACACGGGACGUGACCGGACAUACAUUCCUCCCCUGUGCUGCUGCAAGAUCGAUCGGCAAUUUAUGUGCUGUUAAGGCUAGAAGUCGUUUAGCGCAGCUGCGAUGGCUGCCACGGCUCAGGACUCGCAGGCUCCCCUGCGGGGGCCUGAGAAGAAGGACGAGGACCGCGAGGACGAGACGGAGUUCUCGCCCUUCUAUGGCAUCGACAAGGGCGCGGUGCUGCAGGAGGCGAGGGUGUUCAAUGACCCGCAAAUUGACCCUCGCAGAUGCCAGCAGGUUAUUACCAAGCUGCUCUACCUGCUGAACCAGGGCGAGGUGUUCACCAAGAAGGAGGCGGCUGAGGUGUUCUUUGGUGUCACAAAGCUCUUCCAGAAGCAGGACAUUAACCUGCGACGGAUGAUGUAUCUGUGCAUCAAGGACAUUUGCCCCGGCGCGGACGAGGUUAUUAUUGUGACCAGCUCGCUGAUGAAGGACAUGAACAGCAAGACGGACUUGUACCGCAGCAACUCAGUGCGCGUGCUGUGCAAGAUCAUCGACUCGCAGCUGCUGGCGCAAAUAGAGCGCUACCUGAAGCAGGCCAUCGUCGACAAGUCGCCGGUCGUGGCCAGCGCCGCUCUUGUCAGCGCACUGCACCUGCUGGGCAACAAUGCAGAAAUCGUUAAGCGCUGGAUUAACGAGGUGCAGGAGGCAGCGCAGAACAAGAACAACAUGGUGCAGUUCCAUGCGGUCGCGCUGCUGCACGCCCUGCGCGCCUCGGACCGCCUGGCCAUCAGCAAGCUGGUCAGCAGCCUCACUAAAGCCAGCGUGAAGAGCCCGCUGGCGCAGUGCCUGCUGGUCCGGUAUGUCGCCCAGGUGAUCCAGGACUCGCAGCCCGGCGCCGGUGGCGAGCAGCGCCCCUUCUACGAGUUCCUGGAGAGCUGCCUGCGGCACAAGGCCGAGGUGGUCAUCUUCGAAGCGGCGCGGGCUAUCUGCAACCUUCGGGACGUGACAGCACGGGAGCUGACGCCCGCCAUCACCGUGCUGCAGCUGUUCCUGAGCAGCAGCAAGCCCGUGCUGCGCUUCGCGGCCGUGCGCACCCUGAACAAGGUCGCCAUGACGCACCCGCUGGCGGUCACGCACUGCAACAUCGAUAUGGAGUCGCUUAUCAGCGACCAGAACCGCUCCAUUGCCACGCUGGCCAUCACUACCCUCCUCAAAACCGGCAGUGAGUCCAGCGUGGAGAAGCUGCUCAAGCAGAUUGGCAGCUUCAUGUCGGACAUCGCGGACGACUUCAAAAUCGUGGUGGUGGAGGCCAUCCGCUCCCUGUGCCUGAAGUUCCCGGCGAAGCAGCGCGCGCUGAUGAACUUCCUGUCGGGGGUGCUGCGGGAAGAGGGCGGGUUCGAGUACAAGAAGGCGAUCGUGCAGAGCAUCCUGGUACUCAUCCAGGAGAUCCCGGACGCCAAGGAGACGGGUCUGGGCCACCUGUGCGAGUUCAUCGAGGACUGCGAGUUCACCUACCUGUCCACGCAGGUCCUGCACCUGCUGGGCCAGGAGGGGCCGAAGACGAAGGAGCCCUCGAAGUACAUCCGCUACAUUUACAACCGCAUCAUCCUGGAGAACGCGACCGUGCGCGCGGCCGCCGUGUCGGCGCUGGCCAACUUCGGCGCGGCGUGCGAGCCCCUGCGCCCCCGCAUCAUUGUGCUCCUGCGGCGAGCGCUGUCGGACAAUGACGACGAGGUGCGUGACCGCGCCACGCUGCACCUGGAGCAGCUGGAGGGCAAGGCGGGCGGGCCGGACGCAGUGCAGCCGCGCCUGGACGUGAACCUAGUGGCCAUGGAGAAGGCGCUGGCGGACUACCUGGCGGUGGGGACAGACAAGCCCUUCGACAUCUCGGUGGUCCCCAAGGCGCCGCCCCCGGCUCGUGCGGCUGGCUCAGGCGCCCUGGGCAUGCCGGGCGCGUCCAGCACCAGCGGCGGCGGCGCGCUGCCGGCCGCCAGUGCUACCCGCAAGGACCCCACGGCGGAGUACGCGGAGAUGCUGCGCUCGAUCCCCCAGCUGGCGCCGCUGGGCGAGGUGUUCAAGAGCUGCGAGCCGGUGCGGCUGACGGAGGAGGACACCGAGUAUGCCAUCUUCUGCGUGAAGCACGUCUUCGAGGGCCACAUCGUGUUUCAGUUCAACUGCACCAACACAAUCGCGGAGCAGGUGCUGGAGGACGUCAGCGUGGCCAUGGACCUGGCGGAUGCGGGCGACUUUGAGGAGGCGUUUACCAUUCCUCUGGACACCAUGCCGCUCAACGGCGUGGGCCAGUGCUACACGGUAGUGACUCGGCCGCCGGGCGCCAUCGCCACCGGGAAGAUUGUCAACAUCCUCAAGUUCAAGGUCAAGGAGAUCGACCCCGGGACAGGCGAGGCGGAAGAGGAGGGCUAUGACGACGAGUACGUGUUGGAGGACCUGGAGGUGAGCCCGGCGGACUACGUGAAGCCCACGCUGCUGAGCAACUUCCGCAAGUCCUGGGAGGAGCUGGACCCCAGCACCGAGAAGGAGGACGAGUAUGGCCUGGGCGUGCGCGAGGGCCUGCAGGAGGCGGUGGAGGCGGUCAUCGGCAUUCUGGGCAUGCAGCCGUGCGAGGGCAGCGAGGCGGUGCCGCCCAAUGCGCGCAGCCACACGGUGCUGCUGGCGGGCAUCUUCGUGGGCUACCAGCAGGUGUUGGUGCGCAUGUCGUCCGGCAUCGACGCCGCCAACAACGUGGCCAUGAAGCUGGUGGUACGCGCCGAGUCGUUGGAGCUCAGCGAGGCCGUGCACCAGAUCAUCCAGGACGCGUAGAGUCGCGAGACUCGCGCUCAUGCUUGCGGGCGGUCGCGUUGUGUGUGCGCGCGCUCGGUGUCUCUAGUCUGGUAGUGCGCUGGUGGCGGGUGGCGUGUGUGAAUGAGAGUAGUAUAGCUAGUGGGUGCAAUGAGCAUCGUGUAUGAGACCGGGGAACCGGUGGAAGUGCAUAGGUUAGGGGAGCGGCUGGCUGGUCUCAAAGCGACUGAUUGGCUGGUCUAUUAGGGACCCAGCGCAGGACGCACGGGCAGGCUUUGUGGUAGGAUAUCCAAGUAAAUACAGUAGCCGGGACGUUCCGGUUGGAGCUGAGGAGUGUUUCGCCGGACGGCAACACGAACUGCGCAGGGGCGAAGGCCAUGGUGGCAAGCAAGGAGAUUAGACCAGUGCCUGUGGUGACGAAGGGCUCGGACCCGCAAGCACGGCAUCGAGUCGGGUGCAGCGGAAACACUUGAUAGCAGCUGCGUGCGCUGGAGGAUGAGGGCGCGGCGUGUGAUGAGCAGGUUCUCGUAUGCCCGCCGGUAGAGCGGUUGGUGCACUGAAGGCGUGUGUGGCUGAGACCACGCACAAUGGCAUAAGCGAUUCGAUGCUCGAAGGCCGCAGGUGCUCAGAUGGUUGUAACCGCUGGCCCAAGCAUGAGAUUGGCGCGCUGCAUUUCGUUUGCAUCGCCUACAUUUCACCUGUGGGCUAAAGCGCAUUCUCAGGACCCCGCGCAUUUCUGCAGACGUGCACGAGUGAUCAUCCCCCAUCCUAUCCCGGCGCUGGGGCCAAUUGGUGAACCCCGGCAUUGAGUAAGCUGUCUGCUACCUUGCUCGAAUGGCCAUUGAUGUCUCACCAACACGCCACUGGGAUUGUAGCAGGGGAGUAAUCACUUAGGAAUGUUGGGAUAGCAUGUCACGCACACUCCCGACCGCUCCCCUUGAUGCGAUGGGACAUCUGUGGGGGCCAGGUUCGCAAUGUCCCGUAGUGUGCAGCGUACUCCCAGACCCGAGUAUACCACAGCCAAUUCGCAACGGCUGGUAGAACGCUGGAGUUACUGGCCGCUCCCCUGCAUUGCAGCUUGUCUGAAAUACCGUACUAGCUUGUGCAACUUGCAAUCCAUCCGUUGCUUCUGACCCACUCCUGGCAAGGGGCUCCCUGGGACUGCCGGCUGCUGCUUUGGUCUGCACCCAGAACGCUCGAAUCGGUUACCCCUGAACCCUGUGGUCUCCAGCAGGUUGCAUCCCUACUGGCUCAUCCCCGCAGCACCCGAAUCU